Lagopus muta (rock ptarmigan) is the source of this 3347-nucleotide messenger RNA. RefSeq names its product striatin (gene STRN). The transcript is spliced from 18 exons. The record is from RefSeq and is a predicted model, not a curated record. Lineage: Eukaryota; Metazoa; Chordata; Aves; Galliformes; Phasianidae. Gene Ontology annotation, cellular component: dendrite. The coding region runs from base 31 to 2433 and encodes 800 amino acids. Gene Ontology annotation, molecular function: armadillo repeat domain binding; protein-containing complex binding; calmodulin binding.
GCGGCGCGGCGCGGCAGACGCGGCCCGGCCAUGGACGAGCAAGCGGGGCCCGGCGUUUUCUUCAGCAACAACAACAACAACAACGCGCUGCUGCUGCCGCCGCCGACGGGCGGGCCCGGGCUGGAGCCGGGCGAGGCAGCGGCGGCCGCGGCGGCGGCUGCGGCGGGAGGCGGCAGCGGAGGGGUCUCCGCCGGCGGCACCGCCGCGCCGGUGUCGGCGUCGCGGGCACAGUACAGCGUGCCGGGCAUUCUGCAUUUCCUGCAGCACGAGUGGGGCCGCUUCGAGGCGGAGCGCGCCGAGUGGGAGGCGGAGCGGGCGGAGCUGCAGGCCCAGAUCGCUUUUCUUCAAGGUGAAAGGAAGGGGCAAGAAAAUCUGAAGAAGGACCUAGUGCGGAGAAUCAAAAUGCUGGAAUAUGCACUUAAACAAGAAAGGGCUAAAUAUCACAAAUUGAAAUACGGCACAGAAUUGAAUCAGGGAGAUAUGAAGCCACCGAACUAUGAUUCUGAUGAAGGGAAUGAAACAGAGAUUCAGCCACAACAAAAUAGUCAGCUAAUAUGGAAACAAGGACGACAGCUGCUAAGACAGUAUCUACAAGAAGUGGGUUACACUGACACAAUAUUGGAUGUGAAGUCAAAACAAGUACGAGCUUUAUUGGGCCUCUCAAGUGAUGCUUCAGAGAAGGAAAACAGAAAUCAAGAACCUAUGGUAAAUGGCACAGAGGGCCAAAUUAAAGAAAACGCUAUGAUUGGGAAGCCAGAAUUGACUGACUCUGCCUCUCUGCUAGAGACCUUCAAGUUCCUUGAAAAUGCAGCUGCAGACUUCAGUGAUGAAGAAGAUGAGGAGGAUAUUGAAGGAAGAGAGAAAACAAUCAUUGAUACCGCAACAAUUGUAAGGAAAAGAGUGCUGUCUGACAGUAGUGAAGACAGAGAUACAGAAGAAGCUUUGAAAGAAUUUGACUUUUUGGUUACCUCAGAUGAAGGUGAUGGGGAAUCGAGAAGUUCAGGAGAUGGAACAGACUGGGAAAAGGAAGACCAAUGUCUCAUGCCUGAAGCCUGGAAUGUCGACCAGGGAGUAAUAACCAAACUCAAGGAACAAUACAAAAAGGAGCGCAAGGGGAAAAAGGGGGUGAAGAGGCCCAACAGGUCAAAGCUGCAAGAUAUGCUUGCAAACUUGAGAGAUGUUGAUGAUCUCCCUUCAUUACAGCCAUCUGUUGCACCUUCUUCUAGACCCAGUAGCUCAAGGCUGAUUGAACAUGAGAUAAACAGGACAGAUGAAGUGGAAGCUUUAACAUUCCCUCCUUCUUCAGGGAAAUCUUUCAUUAUGGGAACAGAUGAAACCCUUGAAAAUGAGCUGGGUCUUGGAGAGCUGGCUGGCCUCACAGUGGCCAAUGAGGCAGAUUCGCUGGCUUAUGAUAUAGGAAACAAUACAGAUGCACUGAGAAAGACUUGGAACCCCAAAUUCACAUUAAGAAGCCACUUUGACGGAAUAAGAGGUUUAGCUUUUCACCCAGUUGAGCCUGUGCUAAUAACAGCUUCAGAGGACCAUACAUUAAAAAUGUGGAAUUUACAAAAAACAGCCCCGGCAAAAAAGAGUGCUUCUCUUGAUGUAGAGCCAAUAUAUACCUUCAGAGCACACAGUGGACCAGUGCUUUGUGUGGUGAUGAGCAGUAAUGGUGAGCAGUGUUACAGUGGGGGAACUGAUGGCCUCAUCCAUGGCUGGAAUACAACAAAUCCAAACAUCGACCCCUACGACUCUUACGAUCCUUCUGUUCUAAGAGGUGCUUUUGUAGGCCAUACUGAUGCAGUGUGGGGUCUGGUUUACAGUGGCACACACCAGCGUUUGCUGUCCUGUUCUGCAGACGGCACUGUACGUUUGUGGAAAGCUACAGAAGUUGCUCCAGCUCUCAAUGUAUUUAAUGAUAAUCAAGAAAUGGGAAUCCCUUCCUCAGUAGAUCUUGUGAGCAGUGACCCAAGCCUCAUGGUAGCAUCAUUUAACACUGGACACACUAGCAUUUUUAACAUGGAGACACGGCAACGGAUUCUUACCCUGGAGUCUGGAGUAGAUAAUGCGGUCAGUACUUCCUGUCAGAUAAACAGAGUCAUCAGCCAUCCGACUCUUCCAAUUAGUAUCACUGCUCAUGAAGACAGGCACAUCAAAUUCUAUGACAACAAUACAGGGAAACUGAUCCACUCCAUGGUAGCUCACUUAGAUGCAGUUACAAGUUUAGCUGUCGAUCCUAAUGGCUUGUACUUGAUGUCUGGCAGUCAUGACUGUUCAAUUCGCUUAUGGAAUCUUGAAAGCAAGACCUGCAUCCAAGAGUUCACUGCUCAUCGCAAAAAAUUUGAUGAGUCCAUUCAUGAUGUGGCAUUCCACCCAUCCAAAUGUUAUAUUGCCAGUGCAGGAGCAGAUGCCCUGGCAAAAGUGUUUGUAUGACAGAGUGUGUCCCUUUCCAACUUUAGCUUUGUAUAUAUUUAACCAGCUGCACAAAAGAGAAGAGAAGGGCGUGAGUCUCCUGCCCAAUCAGAGAAUGUUUGUAAGUGUUUAGUUUUUGCAGGGUGCUGUUUUCUAAAUUGAACUUGGUUCUGGUUUCUGUGAGCUCAGCUGGUGCUGAGAGCUUGGAAACUCUCAGUUUCAACUACUUUCAAAAAAGGAAAAAAAAAGAAAAAAAGAAAAAAAAAAAGGGCAAUUUUAUUUCAGAGGAUGUGAAUUUUCGUCCAGGCAGGCCUUGGGUGAAAUUAGGUCUAUGUGUUCUCUAUUAUUAAGAUGGAGUACUGGAAAGAAGGGGUCUAAUUGCUUCAGGGAGAGAGGGAAAAGAGGGAAAUUUUCUGGGAUGCUUCUUAUUGAGGAAUCUUGAUGUACUUAAGAUUAAAUCACCUGGAAAAAGUGUCAGUUCAGAUGCUUGUUAUUGUGUCAUGUGAGAGGCACUUUGUCAUCCCUUAAUCUCUUCGGUAUUAACGAGUAGAUCACAUUCAGAGAGCAGUAGCUGAUACUUAAUCUCAGCCACCUGGCUGCUAGCCUAAGAUAAAUGUGGAUAAAGAAAAGCAAAUUACUAACAUAAAUUGAAAUACAGUAAAGUUUUGUUAAAUAUUUGGUGUUAUAUGGCAAAUAUUUAGUUUGCAAAAAAAAAUUGUAUAAUUUUUUAAAUUGCAUUAGCAUGUGGUUAGAAGCCUAGCCUUUAGUCUAGUCUCACUUAACAGCAGACUGAAGCAGUCUGUACAUACUUCAGUAGCAGAUUAACUUAUUCAGAUUUAUAAUACUGUUUUUCUUGGAGAUCUGGCACAAGAAAUUAUAAGAUUUCCCAAAGAAACUCUUACAGUGUAAUUAUCAUAUGUUCAUCCUCCUCUUUU